Drosophila miranda is the source of this 1605-nucleotide messenger RNA. RefSeq lists its product as uncharacterized. The transcript has 9 exons. The record is from RefSeq and is a predicted model, not a curated record. The coding region runs from base 16 to 1605 and encodes 529 amino acids. Lineage: Eukaryota; Metazoa; Arthropoda; Insecta; Diptera; Drosophilidae.
CAGCUGUCCCAACGCAUGAGCAACAUCUCUCUGUCCUCCGGCACGGACUCCGUGGGCCACAUGGGCCACUCCAGUCUCGCUAGCAGCGCCACCGUUGGCACCAACACCAUCACCAGCGGCAUUUCCAAGGAGUGCGCCAAUUACCCCGUCGGCAGUCAGUCGGCCCGUCCAUACGUCCAACUGCCGGGCAUACACAUUUCCAACCCUCCCCAGUACGGGCCAGGGAAUAUGCAGGAAAUAGACGCUGGCAAAAUGGCGCACAACGCCAAGGCACUCACAGGGCGCUACAAUGCCACGCCCACCUAUGGCUUCGACAACGAGCAGAACUACUGCCUGAAUUCCCAACAGUUGCCGUCUCCAAUGCCCCCUCCACCAUACGCCUUGGCACGCGUGAGCAGCACACGCAACUUCGAGCUCGAGAACCACACACCGCCGGCAUGUCCCGGCUCUGGACCCAUUGCCAUGACGAACGGCACCAUCCAGUUGCGCCUCCGCGAUGGCGUGCGCAUUGACCUGACUCUGGGCAAGGCGGUGCGCGUGCUCAAUCAGCGCAGCAUGGUGGCAGUUGCUCUAUCACGCAACUGCAGCAACUCGGCUUUGAUCCACCCCAAUGGACGCAUCUUGCAGAGCGGCGCUAAAGUCGAAAUAGUCACCUACGACGGCAUGAAGGGCAAUAACUUUGUUCGCUAUGCCAAGAUGUGGUACAAGGGUGUGAGCUUCACCAGCGAGGCGUGCGCUCUCAUCUACCUGGUGGACACAGCCGGGACGCGCACCACAACCGACACUUUCACCGAUCUGACCAAGGACUACACCCUGGCAGUGCUAUCCGACGACUCGCGGCAUGGUCCCUCUUAUAUGGCUGAAACCCAUGACGUGAUUGCCAAUUCAGCUUACACCUGUACCGAGGAUGACACUGAGAUCUAUGACAUAAACGGAUUUCGCAUCACCCAGGCAGCCGAUGGCCUGGUGAAGGUCACUCGUGUGGACAACAAGUGCUUGAUUCGCACCAGUCCCGGCAAUGGAUCGGCCACUUUGACCACACCUGGCAUCCAUUGCACUGCCUCUCUGGGCAAGACCUCGCACCUGUUUGUUCGCAACUCGGCUUUGAUCCACCCCAAUGGACGCAUCUUGCAGAGCGGCGCUAAAGUCGAAAUAGUCAGCUACGACGGCAUGAAGGGCAAUAACUUUGUUCGCUAUGCCAAGAUGUGGUACAAGGGUGUGAGCUUCACCAGCGAGGCGUGCGCUCUCAUCUACCUGGUGGACACAGCCGGGACGCGCACCACAACCGACACUUUCACCGAUCUGACCAAGGACUACACCCUGGCAGUGUUCUAUGACGACUCGCGCCAUGGUCCCUCUUAUAUGGCUGAAGCCCAUGACGUGAUUGCCAAUUCAGCUUACACCUGUACCGAGGAUGGCACUGAGAUCUAUGACAUAAACGGAUUUCGCAUCACCCAGGCAGCCGAUGGCCUGGUGAAGGUCACUCGUGUGGACAACAAGUGCUUGAUUCGCACCAGUCCCGGCAAUGGAUCGGCCACUUUGACCACACCUGGCAUCCAUUGCACUGCCUCUCUGGGCAAGACCUCGCAUCUGUUUGUUCGGUGA